UUCCCGCUCCCAUAUAGAUACACUGGCUCGAUACCCACUCCAUUUCGCAAUCAGAUAUUCAUUUUGUGCGUUUUAUAAUUGAUAUAGUGAGAGAAAAUGCAAAAGCAUAGAAGAAGCUUUGAUUCAAUCCAUGGAACAAGAAGAAUUUCGGUAGAGAAAGAGGAGCAGGAAAUAGUGAAGAGAUCAAAUCUAAUUUCUCAGCUUCUCGAGAUCGAAAGAAGGCUGCAGAAGCUGCAAAACAAAUCGGAGUCGAGAGAAGAGCAACUCAAAGCUUGCACUGAGGAUUCAGGGAGGAGUUCCAAGCCUGAAUCCCUACUUUCAUCGAAAUCGACGGAAAGAAGCCGCAGUCGAAGCCACGAGCUCGAUGAUACCGUUUCUUCUGCCAACUCGGGCAUGCAUCAGGAGGCAUAUAAGAGGAUGAUGAGGCAUGUUUUAAAGCAAUUAGAAGAAGAGGCAGAACAAUGGGUAGAGGUGGAUCGCACCUUGGUUCUCUUAAACCAACAACUCCACUCCCUAAGGGAAGAUAGAGACCACUGGCAAAACCAAGCCAUAUACAAUGACAAGAAGUUAACCAAACUUGAAGACCAGAUGCUGACGUGGCGGAAGAGGGCAAUGAGGUCAGAGCAGAGAGCACGUAAGCUUGACGCCACGAACUCAAAACUUCAACAAGUGUAUCUGGAGCUUCUCUUUUGCGGGGCCCACCAUUCAUCCGACGUGGAAACUCCUUUUCAGACUCAAUUAUUAUCGCGCAAGAAAAUAGAUCGUCCCUUCUCAAGUCCUGGGGUUCCAAAAGCAACCAAACCAAUAGGGACUCUUGGAAAAGAGAAUGUGACGAAAACACCCUCAAACUAUUCUAGAAAUGGUAGACGAGUACUAUCGGAUAUGGGAAACGUGGUAGGACACUCUUUGUAAAAUGUGAGCUUCACGUCAGAAAUGCCUCCGAUCUUUUAUGGAA
Molecule: messenger RNA, 955 nt
Organism: Amborella trichopoda
Lineage: Eukaryota; Viridiplantae; Streptophyta; Magnoliopsida; Amborellales; Amborellaceae
Source: RefSeq, a predicted model, not a curated record